Molecule: messenger RNA, 387 nt
Organism: Ilex paraguariensis (yerba mate)
Lineage: Eukaryota; Viridiplantae; Streptophyta; Magnoliopsida; Aquifoliales; Aquifoliaceae
Source: the annotation of a GenBank genome assembly
AUGGAGGGAGCAGAGGAAGAGUUGGAGAGAAGAAGCAAGUUUUUGAACAGUCUGAUACAGAAGAAGAAAGGUAUAGAGCAACAGGAACAGCAAGAUCAUCUUAAUGUUCGUGUUAGAGCCUCUGAUAUGCCUAAAGCUUUGCAGAACAGAGCCUUUAGGUGUGCCAGGGAAAACAUCGACUCCAUGCCUGGGAAGCUUGACAGCAAACGAGUAGCUCUUGCCCUCAAGAAGGAAUUUGAUUCAUCGUAUGGUCCAGCUUGGCAUUGCAUCGUGGGGACAAGCUUUGGCUCAUACGUCACACAUUCAUUAGGAGGAUUUCUGUAUUUUUCGAUCGAUAAGGUCUACAUUCUUCUCUUCAGGACUGCUGUUAAGCCUCUGGAUCAUUGA